Messenger RNA from Ixodes scapularis (black-legged tick), 309 nucleotides. Its product is annotated as neuropeptide-like protein 31. The coding region runs from base 1 to 309 and encodes 102 amino acids. The transcript is spliced from 2 exons. Lineage: Eukaryota; Metazoa; Arthropoda; Arachnida; Ixodida; Ixodidae. The record is from RefSeq and is a predicted model, not a curated record.
AUGUUGGUCGCCGUUAUCUUCUUCACCCUUCUGGCCACUGCUAUGGCUGGAUACCUUGGAGGCUACGGUGGCUACGGUGGCUACGGCGGAUACGGCGGCUACGGAGGGUACGGUGGUUAUGGAGGCUAUGGUGGCUAUGGCGGCCACGGUGGCUACGGAGGCUAUGGCGGCUACGGCGGCUAUGGCGGCUACGGCUACCCGGUUGGGCGCGCCUUCGCCUACCACACGCACAUCAACCACGGUUACGGAGGAUACGGAGGCUACGGCCUGGGCGGCUACGGCUACGGAGGACACGGAUACUACGGUUGA